CGUCGCUGUUUCCCAUCACUUCCCGCCCUCCCCCCUGGCAUUUUCGGAAACUCGAGGUCCUAAGAGCCGUCUAGAGAACGUCGUUGACCGCACGAUUUCAACAUGGCCGUGGGAACGAACUGCGCGCACUCUUUCAAGAUGCUAAAGUCCGACAACACGCUGAUCCAAUGGACCUGCAACUUGUGUCACUCGGGUCCGCACUGGUGGAUUUUCGAGUGUACAUACUGCAAGAUCCACACGUGUCGAGCUUGCGUCCACAACGUCUAGCCAUCGAGGACCCAGGCAGGGUUGUGAUGUUGCCAUCAGGCC
This is a messenger RNA of Durotheca rogersii, 309 nucleotides long. RefSeq lists its product as uncharacterized. The transcript has a single exon. Bases 103 to 267 code for a protein of 54 amino acids. The record is from RefSeq and is a predicted model, not a curated record. Lineage: Eukaryota; Fungi; Ascomycota; Sordariomycetes; Xylariales; Xylariaceae.